CUGUGUCAAAGCUGAAUACUCAUCCAUUGUCAACCAAGAUUUGGACGUUACUUGGAAAUACUUAAAAUUACAGACUACACCAUCACCAUUUCUUGAGUCUACAGAAAUUACAGGUUCCAUUCACAAUGAAAUCAGUGCUUCAGAAGGCUUUCCUGUGGUGUGUGCUGACCACACUUUUUCCAAGCAUCACAAGUGCAAAACCUCUGAACACAGAUGGCUUAAGAAGGCUCGGUGUUUGGCUUCAGGGUAAGAUGUGGAGAGAUGUUCGUAGUGUGUCAGAGAGGAGCGAGGGCAACCCAACAGCUUUGCUCUCUCAGAGGAACAGCGGUACAGAGUCAUAUGUACCACAGCACAGGCUGAGGGUAAAGAGGACAGAACCAGGUUACUCAGUGAAAAGAGUGGAAAGAGCGGGCUGCAUCCUAGCCACCUGCUCAGUGCACGACCUGGCCCACCUGCUGCAUCUGAUGAGCACAAAGAUGAACAGCGUCCCCCCUGAAAAGAUAGGCUCUAAGGGCUACGGUCGCCGGCGGAGACGUUCACUCCUCCAUCCACUAACUUUAGAUGAAGACCGUCUAAAGCUGGCCUGGGUCCAAACCCUUAAAAGCACAGAUGCGCCCCCUGUUGGACGAAUGAAGGAACAAUCCAGGACCCUACCAGCUCCUACUGCCUACCGAAGAUCAAGUGAAGACAGAGAGAAAAGCAAGAAGAGGAAAAGGAACUAAGAGAGCUUAAAUCUAUUUACCCAGGAGGACCAAUGAUUAAGAGCAGAGAAAAAAAAAACUCUUUAUGGAAGUAAUGAGUUUUUCGUCUACAAUGUUUUCUGGACACUGCAGUCUGGCAAAGAAGGAUAUCCUCAUACUUGAAGACUAAUAAAUGUAUACUGUGGGAGACGUGCAAUAAUGUAUAUUAAUAUUGUUUUGUAGUCUAUAUUAAAUUUUAUAUAAAAUUUAUAUUAUGAAAAUAUUGUAUGUUAAAAAUGUAUAUAUUUAUACAGUACUUGUAUACUGUACAUAUAUUCUCGAGAGAUUAAACUAUUGUACACAGAAAAGGGGCAAUUUAUAGUUCAUUUUAAAAUAAGAUGUUUAACCAAAUGAUUUCAUAUUGCUGUAAUGCCAAGCUUUUUCCACAUAAUUGAACUGAAUUGAAUCAUUUAAUAAUGUGACACCAGUUAAAUAAUAACCUAUUAAACUCCAACAAGAGAGAGAGA
Messenger RNA from Xyrauchen texanus (razorback sucker), 1207 nucleotides. Its product is annotated as pro-adrenomedullin-like. Gene Ontology annotation, cellular component: extracellular region. NCBI's taxonomy places the organism in Eukaryota, Metazoa, Chordata, Actinopteri, Cypriniformes, Catostomidae. The transcript is spliced from 5 exons. The coding region runs from base 126 to 722 and encodes 198 amino acids. Gene Ontology annotation, biological process: adenylate cyclase-activating G protein-coupled receptor signaling pathway; regulation of systemic arterial blood pressure; adrenomedullin receptor signaling pathway. Gene Ontology annotation, molecular function: hormone activity; adrenomedullin receptor binding. The record is from RefSeq and is a predicted model, not a curated record.